AUGGUAUCAUCCUUUUCUUUCAAGAAACCUCACAAACGAACAAAAGAAUUUUCUCUCGAUUCCUUACCUCAAGACCUUCUUGUGGAGAUCUCUUCAUGCAUCGGAGCUUCUUCCUUAUCAGCGGUUCGCCAUCUCAGAUUAGUCUCCAAACCGUUCCGAUACGUCUGCGAUGAUAGUUACGUUAUCUCCACGCUUUCCCUCCACGAACUCCCUCUUUUCCCAUGGUUUCACGAUCCCGAAAGGUUCUCAAAUUUCUUCGAGAGAUGUCGUAGGAACGGAAACCCUCAAGCCUUGUACCGCAAGGGACUCAUUAACUAUUUUCUUGAGGACCAAAAACACAAAGGACUCGAGUUUUUAUCUAUUGCUGCGGAAAAAGGAAACCAUGAAGCUAACUAUGUUUAUGGUAUGAUCCUAAUCUGUCUUGGAGGACCGGCUUUGGUUGGAGGCAAUACAAAACAUAAGGGUUUUAAGAUCUUGUCUGCUUUAAUCAAGCCGUUGAUGUCUAACACGAUGAAGGAGCUUGUGGAGCUUCGGUACAAGAUUAGAGACAGCAUUUGGUGGCGUGGCAUACCGGUGAUGCAAGAACUCAAGAGAGCCUACGUUCGAGAGAAGUGUGAGUGCGAUGGCCGGACCAAGAGGUUCUUAGAGUAUAAUUGUGCAUGGCAUGGAUAUGGUGAGGACAACGACAUGUAUACUUCUUCUGCUUGUGAGACUUGUCUGUGGCAUCACGAAGUUGAACUUUUCUUUGAUAAUAUUGAUAGUGAGAUGAUGUAA
Microthlaspi erraticum is the source of this 774-nucleotide messenger RNA. Lineage: Eukaryota; Viridiplantae; Streptophyta; Magnoliopsida; Brassicales; Brassicaceae. The record is from the annotation of a GenBank genome assembly.